This is a messenger RNA of Debaryomyces hansenii CBS767, 522 nucleotides long. RefSeq names its product centromeric DNA-binding histone H3-like protein (gene CSE4). Gene Ontology annotation, molecular function: structural constituent of chromatin; DNA binding; protein heterodimerization activity. Lineage: Eukaryota; Fungi; Ascomycota; Pichiomycetes; Serinales; Debaryomycetaceae. Gene Ontology annotation, cellular component: nucleosome. Bases 1 to 522 code for a protein of 173 amino acids. The record is from RefSeq and is a predicted model, not a curated record. The transcript has a single exon.
AUGGCUAGAAUAUCGACAUCUUCGAGUAAUAGAAAUUUACCGUCCUCUAAUGCCUUGAGACGACAAAGAGAAAGAGAAGAGCAAAUCCGAAGAGGGAGAGUUGGCCAAAGCUCUGCCAACCAUUCAAGACAAUCGUCAGUUAAUAGACAACGAGAAACAGGAAUAUAUCAAAACCAGCCGGGGGAUCCUCCUACCGCAAAAGCUACCAGUACAAAGAGAAAGAGAAGAUACAAACCCGGUACAAAUGCUAUACGGGAAAUUCGUCAAUUCCAGAAAUCUACUGAUUUUUUAAUCAGUAAACUACCAUUUUCAAGGUUGGUCAGAGAAAUAGCUGAAAACUACAUAGGGGCCUCCUACGGUAUACGGUGGCAGUCAAAUGCGGUAUUGGCGUUACAAGAGGCGUCAGAAGCCUAUUUGGUUCAUUUGUUGGAAGAUACAAAUCUCUGUGCUAUACAUGCGAAGAGAGUUACGAUCAUGCAAAGAGAUAUCCAAUUGGCCAGACGAAUAAGAGGACAUAUAUGA